This is a messenger RNA of Aspergillus bombycis, 1002 nucleotides long. Its product is annotated as MIP/aquaporin family protein. Gene Ontology annotation, biological process: water transport; glycerol transmembrane transport. Gene Ontology annotation, cellular component: plasma membrane. Bases 1 to 1002 code for a protein of 333 amino acids. The record is from RefSeq and is a predicted model, not a curated record. Gene Ontology annotation, molecular function: glycerol channel activity; water channel activity. The transcript is spliced from 3 exons. Lineage: Eukaryota; Fungi; Ascomycota; Eurotiomycetes; Eurotiales; Aspergillaceae.
AUGAAGCAGAUCAUCGAACAUACUACUGACCACCAGGAUGGCACGCAUGUUGCCGUCCUCUCAACUGAUAAGCCUCUACCUACAGCGCUAGGCGUCACCCUCAGCUCAGAGGAGAGGGAGCUCGCUCACCCCCCGCUCCUCUGGGGCAAGAUGCGAGAAUAUAUCCGCGAAGGCGCAUCCGAGUUCUUCGGCACAAUGAUCCUGGUUCUCUUCGGCGACGGCGUCGUCGCACAGGUCACCCUAAGCCGCGGCGAGAAAGGCGACUACCAGUCCAUCUCAUGGGGCUGGGGCCUCGGAGUCAUGCUCGGCGUCUACGCCAGCGGCAUAUCCGGCUCGCACAUCAACCCAGCCGUCACGCUAGCCAGCUGCCUGCUGCGGAAAUUCCCCUGGCGCAAGCUCCCCACCUACGUCGUCGCCCAAGUACUCGGCGCCAUAUGCGGCGCAGCCAUCGUAUACGGCAACUACAAGUCCGCCAUCGACGUCUACGAAGGCGGUCCCGGCAUCCGCACUGUGCCAGGGUACUCGCCGACAGCCACGGCCGGGAUCUUCAGCACGUACCCGGCGGCCUUCAUGACACGGACGGGCCAAUUCUUCUCCGAGUUCAUCGCCAGCGCCAUCCUCAUGUUCAUGAUCUUCGCUCUGAAAGACGACACAAACCUCGGUGCCGGCCCGCUCACUCCCCUGGCCCUGUUCUUCGUCGUCUUCGGCAUCGGCGCCUGCUUCGGCUGGGAGACCGGGUACGCCAUAAACCUGGCCCGUGAUUUCGGACCCCGUCUCCUGACUUAUAUGCUGGGCUAUGGGCCGCAUGUGUGGACGGCGGGCAAUUAUUACUUCUGGGUCCCCAUCGUCGCCCCUUGCCUUGGAUGCACCUUUGGUGGCUGGAUCUACGACAUGUUCCUCUAUACCGGGGCCGAGAGCCCGGUCAAUACACCCUACAUCGGACUCCAGAGACUCGUCACGCCGCUACAUCCGAAGCACAAGGGCCUAGGGAGCCAUGUAUGA